Messenger RNA from Rotaria sp. Silwood2, 3288 nucleotides. Lineage: Eukaryota; Metazoa; Rotifera; Eurotatoria; Philodinida; Philodinidae. The record is from the annotation of a GenBank genome assembly.
AUGAGUGUCAACGAACGAUCCUUAGCAACAUCAGCUGGUAUAUCUACUCAAAGCGGUAGUGGACCAUCAGGAGGACCAAAUCAUUCCGAUGAACAAGUAGAACCAUCUUCAACAUUAGGUAUUUUUUCACUUGAUUAUAAAAAACAUGAAGAUAUUAAACAAAUGCUUGAUAGUAAUAAAGAUAAUUUAAAAUUAGAUGCUAUGCGUCGAAUUAUUGGUAUGAUUGCGAAAGGUAAAGAUGCUGCUGAUCUAUUUCCAGCUGUUGUUAAAAAUGUUGUUUCAAAAAAUAUGGAAAUUAAAAAAUUAGUUUAUGUUUAUUUAAUGCGUUAUGCUGAAGAACAACAAGAUCUUGCAUUACUUUCUAUUGCAACUUUUCAACGAGGAUUAAAAGAUCCAAAUCAAUUAAUUCGAGCAAGUGCAUUACGCGUUUUAUCUAGUAUACGUGUGCCAACAAUUGUAACAAUAAUGAUGUUAGCUAUUCGUGAAGCUGCUAAUGAUAUGUCAGCUUAUGUUCGAAAAACUGCUGCUAAUGCAAUAGCUAAACUUUAUGCUUUAGAUCCGGAAAUGAAAGAUGAAUUAAUUUUAAUUAUAGCAAAAUUACUGGCUGAUAAAACAAUUUUAGUUAAUGGUAGUGCUGUACAAGCAUUUGAACAUGUAUGUCCUGAACGAAUCGAUUUAAUACAUAAGAAUUAUCGACGUCUAUGUAAUCUUCUUGUUGAUAUUGAUGAAUGGGGUCAAGUUACUGUAUUAAAUAUGUUAACAAGAUAUGCUCGAACACAAUUUGUUGAUCCAAAUAAGACAUAUGAAGAUGACAAAAAAGAUUUUUAUGGUGAUGAUGAUACAAAUGAAAAAGAAAAAAAUCUUAAUGAUGAUGAUGAUGAUGAUUCAUUGGAUAAAAGAACGUAUGUUAUGGAUAGUGAUCAUCGAUUAUUAUUAAGAUGUACAAAACCAUUAUUACAAAAUCGUAAUUCAGCUGUUGUUAUGGCCGUAGCUCAACUUUAUUAUUAUGUAGCACCACGAAGUGAAGUACAAAUUGUUGCUAAAUCACUUAUUCGUUUACUUCGUUAUCAUCGUGAAAUUCAAACAAUUGUUCUGGAAUCAAUAGCAUCAAUGGCUGACAAACAUAAACAAAUAUUUGAACCAUAUUUAAAAUCAUUUUAUGUUCAUUCAAAUGAUAGUAGUCAUGUUAAACGUUAUAAACUUGAAAUUCUUACGGUAUUAGCUAAUGCGUCAAAUAUUUCAACUAUUCUUCGAGAAUUUCAAACUUAUGUUGUAAGUCCAGAUAAAGAAUUUGGUGCACAAACAAUUCAUGCUAUUGGACGAUGUGCAAGUACAAUUCCUGAAGUAACUGAAGCUUGUUUAAAUGGCCUUGUAACAUUAAUGUCAAAAAAAGAUGAAAAAAUUGUUGCCGAAAGUGUUGUUGUUAUUAAAAAAUUACUUCAAAUCAAUCCAUCACAAUAUAGUGAUAUUAUUAAACAUAUUGUUCGUAUGGUUGAUAAAGUAACUGUUCCAACAGCACGUGCGUCUAUUCUUUGGCUUAUUGGAGAAUAUUCCGAUCGUGUUAGUAAAUUAGCACCAGAUGUUUUACGAAAAAUGGCAAAAACAUUUCCGGAUGAAGAAACAAUAGUUAAACACCAAAUACUUAAUUUAGCUGCUAAACUUUAUGUUAUAAACAAUAAACAAACACAUUUACUUGUUCAAUAUGUAUUUAAUUUAGCUAAAUAUGACACAAAUUAUGAUACACGUGAUAAAGCUCGACUACUUCGAGCUUUAUUACUUCAAACAGAUAAAAGUCCAACAUUAAGUAAAUAUGCGAAAAAAAUUCUAUUAGCACCUAAACCAGCACCAAUACUCGAAUCAAUUAUUCGAAAUCAUGAACAAUAUACAUUAGGUACAUUAUCAUAUGUUAUUGGUCAAAAAGCCGCUGGCUAUAAAGAUUUACCUGAUUUUCCACUUGAACCAGCUGAUCCGAGUGUUCGUAAUGUUGAAAUUAUUCAUCCAUUAACAACACAACAUGAUCAAUCAAGAAAAUCGAGUGCUACUUCUGGAAUAUCAUCUAGUGGAAAGAAAAAAAUUGGCAAAAGUGAAACUUUUUAUUCUGACGAAGAAGGAGAAGAAGAAGAAGAAGAAAGUUCAACUGAAGGUCCAGAUGAUGAUGAGAACGAAUCAGAAGAAGACGAAGAAGAGGAAGAAAAAUCAACAGAAAAUGUAGAUAAAACGAAUGAAUAUGAACAAUUAGAUACUCGAUCAUCAGAUAUGAUUCAAAGUCAACCUCAGAAUAGUACGAGUAGUGAAGAAGAAUCUGAAGAAGAAGAAGAAGAGGAAGAAGAAGAAGAAUCAACAGAUGAAGACGAACGAAUUCCACAACAUGUGUCGGCUGUUGGAAAAUCUCCAUCAACUAUUGCUGUUAGUGAUUAUACUAUUCCAGCAGCAGAAAAAUCUCUUUUAGAAAUGGACUUGGAAUCAUUUCUUGGCUCAACUUCAACACCAACAACAAUUCAACAAACAACAAAAAAUAAUACAUUUGAUGAUUUAAAUAGUUUACAAUCUUUAUCUACACCAUCACCAACAUUAACUUAUAUUCGACAAUAUGAUUGUUUAAAUCGUAUAACAGGUCAAGGUUUACAAAUUCAGUAUCGUUUUCCACGUACACCAUAUCCACGUAUAUCAAAUAUGGUUCAUAUUGAAUUAAUAUUUACAAAUACAACAACAAAUAAAGAUAUUCAAUCGAUUAAAUUUAUCAAAUCGAAAUCUGGUGUUAAUAUUGAUGGAUUUAAUGAUAUUGAUAUAUUACCAAGUAAUGCAUCGAUUGUUGCAUCAAUUGGUGUUGAUUUUAAUGAUAAAACUCAAUCAGCUUCAUUUGAUAUAUCAUUUGAUGGAAGACAAUUAUCAACACCAUUAUCAAUAUCAUGUCAUGUUGGUGAACUUUUUGAACAAAAAUUUUUAAAUGAACAACAGUUUACUCAAAAUUUAGCUCAUCUUCGUGGCAUGAAUGAAAUCACUGAUAGUGUUAAUAUUAGUGAAACACAAAUGGGAAAAUUAAAUUUUACAUCUAUUCAAACAAAAGUAUUACAAUGUGCAAAUGUUACUUCAGUACCAUUAGGUUCUGGUAAUUCAACUAUAUAUCGAUUUUCUGGUCAAACAAUAUCAAGUAAAGCAUUAGUACUUAUUACAAUUCAAUUAAAAAUUCCUGAAUUAACAGUAAAUUUAAUAAUAAAUUCGGAUCGAAUUGUUCUUGCAACAAUGUUAUUAAAAGAAAUUAAACAAACAUUUUCUACAAUGACAUAA